This is a messenger RNA of Branchiostoma floridae (Florida lancelet), 729 nucleotides long. RefSeq lists its product as uncharacterized. NCBI's taxonomy places the organism in Eukaryota, Metazoa, Chordata, Leptocardii, Amphioxiformes, Branchiostomatidae. The record is from RefSeq and is a predicted model, not a curated record.
UGCAAAUUAUAAAAUCAUUACACAAAACAAAUGUAGUAUUAGAUUCUGGCUGAAAUUGCUAUUUUUUGUGGAUCAAAUGAUGAAAUAUUUCAAGGUGUUGAUUUAAACGCCCCUAUUUUGCAGGUGGUAUGACCUGAUAGAUGGAUUGUGUUGCCAGGGAAGUGUCAAUUUCACACACAAUGGCGGAACACUUACGAAUUGUACGUGCAUGUUCGCUGAAUUCUCCCUAAGACACGAAAUUUUCACCUCUAGAAGAAUCCUGAUAGCUGACAAGAUUUCCAUGGAAGGGAUUUAGCAUGUAAUAACGUCGUUUCACUCAAAAGAAACCCUUGGGAAUUUUGAAAAUUGGCGGGGAAAGUGCCGAGUUUAUUUUCCACGGGGCUAACAGAGAGUGAAUCACGAUUUGUUGAUCCUGUUAAAAUAUCAUUGUUACGCAGAGUGGGAAGGCGUCAGCAUGGCAAGGAAGGAAGAUUUGAAGGUGACAUUGAGUCUCCACCAAAAUGGUGGACGCUCCUCUCCAACAUGGCUUCUCCCCAUCGUCCAGUCGUAGGAGCUCACGACAAAGUUCCAGUUCUAUACAGCGCCUCUCGUUCUCGCAGAGCCAUCGCAGGAUUUCUGCCAUGUCUGCUGGGGAGGGGGACGGACUUUCCCGGCAGGGAAGCACACUGUCGCGCGGAGGUAACAUGAGAGGUUUCGGAGUACGCACGUCAAUUGCUUCAGAGUUAGGAG